AUGGUUUUGAGAACUGCGAAGGUGGAACAACAGAUACGGCUAGGUACAACAGCUCCCGCAAAGAAGGAUGGAGAGAUGAAGAGUCAUUCUGUUCUCAACGAAGCGGUGACCAGAGAGGGCACCAUCAACAUUCCCAGGUGCCUUCGUGGAGUGGGCUUCAAGAAGCGUGCCCCUUGGGCACUCAAGGAGAGCCAGAAAUUUGCCAUGAAGGGGAUGGGAACGCCAGAUGUGCACAGUGACACUAGGCUCAACAAAGCUCUCUGGGCCAAAGGAAUAAGGAACAUCCCAUACUCUACCCAUGUAUGGUUGUCCAGAAAACAUAAUGAGCAUGCAGAUUCACCAAACAAGCUCUCUACAUUGGUUACUUAUGUACCUGUCACCACAGUCAAACACCUACAGUCAAUGAGGAUGAAAACAGUUAAUUCUCAAAACUGGGAUGGUAGAAAGACCGAGUACUGCCCACUAGUGCAAGGACUGCUGAGCUUGCUCGCCUGCUACGGGCCUGGGGUGGGCUGCCAAGUCCUGCUGGUGCCCUGUGCACCUCCUGGCCCUCAAUUAGUGCCCCUGCUGGCAGAGAGGAUGAGGCUUGCAGUGGAUCGCGGUACAUCAUUUGUCCACAGCUGCGUUCGUCUUCAUGUUAUUCAAUGUCCUACAGCUUUCCAAACAAAUGCCAGCAGCUAA
Molecule: messenger RNA, 681 nt
Organism: Loxodonta africana (African savanna elephant)
Lineage: Eukaryota; Metazoa; Chordata; Mammalia; Proboscidea; Elephantidae
Product: large ribosomal subunit protein eL31-like
Exons: 3
Coding region: 1-681 (226 amino acids)
Biological process (GO): cytoplasmic translation
Cellular component (GO): ribosome; cytosolic large ribosomal subunit
Molecular function (GO): structural constituent of ribosome
Source: RefSeq, a predicted model, not a curated record